UUAGAAGAAGAGCUGAGCACAACAGCACAACAACACAACAUAUAAACACAUUAUAACACUGCAAAAUGCCCGAGAUGGACGAGCAAAGACACCCCGUCAAUAUUCAGCUUCUAGGAGUGAUGCAGAAAGAAAUGACCAAACUGUACAUGACCACAGUCCUCUGGUCAGAUGGAAAUGAGAUUACCGUCUACAGAUCGCUGGAAGACUUCAAGAAAAUGCAUAGACAACUCAAGAAGAAAUUCCCUCCAUCAAACCCCUUUAAGCGAUCAGCACGGAUUGUUCCCGAAUUUAAAGAAGUGCGAGUGCAGAAGAGCCUGCAGAAGUGGAGCGGCAGUAAAUCAGUGCUGCGGAUGAAGGCUCUGGAGGAAUACUGCGGUCAACUGCUGAAGAGUGACGCGCAGGUCUGCCGCAGCUCAGAGCUCAUACAGUUCCUGCUUCCCAAAGCACACGACCUCAACGCUGACUUCGCCAAAAACUGUAUCGUGAUCAUGCCGUCAGAUGUUACUCUGGGCAGCAGUAAAGCUGAAUCCAACAGCGGUGUUACUCAACCCUUCGUGACGGAAACAUACCGCUGCAUCGCUAAUUACGAGACCAAAGACACCAAGAACAGACCCUUCAAGGUGGAGGUGGACGAGACUGUGGAUGUGCUCAUCAAGGACCAGAAAGGUUGGUGGCUUGUAGAGAAUGAAAGCAAGCAUCUGGCCUGGUUUCCAGCUCCGUAUCUAGAAAGAGCCGAAAUGGCGGACGACGGCCCCGACGAGAUGGAUAACGAAAGUGUUUUCUAUGUGGCAACCAAAGCUUAUAAAGCCACGAACAGUGAUGAGCUGUCGGUGGAGCUGGGCUCAGUGCUGGAGGUGCUGCAGAAGUCCGACAACGGCUGGUGGAUCGUGAGGUACAACCGAAAGGCGGGAUACGUCCCAUCCAUGUACCUACAGCCGCACAACAACCCUCGGAUUCUCUUGAAGUCCACUCAGAAGGAGAUAUCCCGCUCUACUCUUGAUCUGGCACAACUCCAGCAUCCCCAAACCCUGCAGGACUCCAGACUGCGAGAGCUCAGCAGAUCUCAAGGAAACCUGCUGCUGCAGCCUGCAGAAACCGACAUCAUGGAUAAACAGAAGUCACGUUCGCUGGGAAGACUUCCAGACGCGGCGAGAGCAAACCCUCCGUCGAUCCGGGUGGAGUUUGCGGAGAGCGGGAAACAGAGCAGUCAGAGUGACGACAGCGAGGAGUUCAGCGAUGACAGCAGCUUUUCCUGCAGCGAUUCGCUCGACCGCUCAGACGCAGAGGAGUGUUUCCGGCGGAGUCGCACGCCGACUGCUGAAACUCUAACUCCUGAGAGCGCAGGAGGGAUUACGGCUAGCAGAUCAGACCCAUGUCUUAAUAAAAUGCCGUCCACUCCGAAAGUGCCGCCCAGACCCGCCGUGCAGGAGAUCCUGACCCGCUGCACCACCGUCACACGCAAAAACAUGCAGAGAAACAGCUAGCUCAGAUCUGCAGCUGAAGUCGUCCUCAUUACAACAUCUAUAAUCCACUUAGUCUAUGCUGACGCUAUCUUCAGCAGCUCUAAUGGCUAAUGGACAGACGGCUGCUUCUCACUCAGGGCUGCUCUUUAUGCUAAUGAGAUGGAGAGAUGGGCACUAGUGGGCGGGGCACAAAGGGAGAAUGUCAAUCACAGUGUUUCCAACAGAACAAAUAGCAUUAGUGGAUGUUGAGCAUAACGCCCCACUCACACGAGGCUUCAGCGUCAACGCUUGUCGGAAAUUGGGGCUGACGCAUUCAUCAUAGCAGAUCAGCCAAUGACAUUAGCAAUCGGCUCCUGUCUGAGCUGGCGUAUUUGCAUACAGCAAUCUGAUUGGCUGACGCUUCCGACCUCAACCCCUCAUAGAAGUGAUUUCUGCUUUAAUAGCUGCCCUUUAAUCACGUCACUCCUGUAGAGCGGCUAAACGUAGUAUUGGUAACCUAGCAACCAACAAUAAACAAGACAAGCAUAAUGGAGACAGCUGAUUGGUUACAAGAGUAAAUGUUACAUUCAUUAUUCACAUUAAGCCUCCAGAAUCACCUCCAAAGAGCGUAAACAGCGUUUGUGUGUGAAUUAAAGGAUUUUCAUUAAAAAUGUACACUUUCCAUCAAAGGUUUCUGACGUCAUACUUUAAAACAUGCAGUAAUACAGGCGCAUAUUAACACUUUUAUUCUGUAACUGCUCAGUUUUUAUGUCUGGAUCUGAAUGUUAUAAAUGUUAUGAAUGUUUUCUUGUAGCAAAUAAAUGUUGGUUAUUAAUA
Molecule: messenger RNA, 2279 nt
Organism: Danio rerio (zebrafish)
Lineage: Eukaryota; Metazoa; Chordata; Actinopteri; Cypriniformes; Danionidae
Gene: noxo1a
Product: NADPH oxidase organizer 1a
Molecular function (GO): phosphatidylinositol binding
Source: RefSeq, marked validated